Molecule: messenger RNA, 1531 nt
Organism: Balaenoptera musculus (blue whale)
Lineage: Eukaryota; Metazoa; Chordata; Mammalia; Artiodactyla; Balaenopteridae
Product: sodium- and chloride-dependent creatine transporter 1-like
Exons: 9
Coding region: 178-990 (270 amino acids)
Biological process (GO): sodium ion transmembrane transport
Cellular component (GO): membrane
Source: RefSeq, a predicted model, not a curated record
AUAGAUGCCGGGACCCAGAUUUUCUUUUCUUACGCCAUUGGCCUGGGGGCCCUCACGGCCCUGGGCAGCUACAAUCGCUUCAACAACAACUGCUACAAGGAUGCCAUCAUCCUCGCACUCAUCAACAGUGGGACCAGCUUCUUUGCUGGCUUCGUGGUCUUCUCCAACCUGGGCUUCAUGGCCACAGAGCAGGGCGUGCAUAUCUCCAAGGUGGCGGAAUCAGGGCCUGGCCUGGCUUUCAUCGCCUAUCCCCGGGCCGUCACGCUGAUGCCUGUGGCCCCGCUCUGGGCUGCCCUGUUCUUCUUCAUGCUGCUGCUGCUCGGCCUCGACAGCCAGUUUGUAGGUGUGGAAGGCUUCAUCACCGGCCUGCUGGACCUCCUCCCGGCCUCCUACUACUUCCGUUUCCAAAGAGAGAUCUCCGUGGCCCUCUGCUGCGCCCUCUGCUUUGUCAUUGACCUCUCCAUGGUGACCGAUGGCGGGAUGUACGUCUUCCAGCUGUUUGACUACUACUCAGCCAGCGGCACCACCCUGCUCUGGCAGGCCUUCUGGGAGUGCGUGGUGAUCGCCUGGGUGUACGGAGCCGACCGCUUCAUGGACGACGUGGCCUGCAUGAUCGGGUACCGACCUUGCCCCUGGAUGAAAUGGUGCUGGUCUUUCUUCACCCCGCUGGUGUGCAUGGGCAUCUUCAUCUUCAACACGGUGUACUACAAGCCGCUGGUCUACAACAACACCUACGUGUACCCAUGGUGGGGCGAGGCCGUGGGCUGGGGCUUCGCGCUCUCCUCCAUGCUGUGUGUGCCCCUCCACCUCCUGGGCUGCCUCCUCAAAGCCAAGGGGACCGUGGCUGAGCGCUGGCAGCACCUGACGCAGCCCGUAUGGGGUCUCCACCACUUGGAGUACAGAGCUCAGGACUCGGAUGUCAGGGGCCUGACCACCCUGACCCCAGUGUCUGAGAGCAGCAAGGUGGUGGUGGUGGAGAGCGUCAUGUGACAGGCAAAACAGAAGCUUCAAGCUGUCGAGUGUGUGAGUCUGUCGUGUGGGUAUGCACGUGUAGUCCCUGGCCCCAGACUGGGGUGGAAAAGUGCAUGGCGGGGACCUCAGUGGGUGUCCGCACACUCCCCGCUCUGCCCACAGGUCGGCAGGGUGAGCCGACGCAGGGCUCUGCGGGGGGAUCCGGACCUGGGGCCGCUCACCCGGCAUGCUCAGGCUGGCCCACACCCUGCGCCCUGGGCCGGGCGCCCCCGCGGCAGGGAUCUGAGGUGGGCCUCCGUCCCCCGCCCCAGGGAUCCUGCGCGCGGCUCCCACCUGCGAGCUUAAGGCUGACGCGCUUUCCACGUCUCAAGUCCUCCGCGUAGCAGCUUCACUUAACCCACGUCUGUGUCACGUCCGAUCCCGAGACAGCCGAGGGGGCCCUAGAAAGGCUUCCCUCACACCCUGACGUGGGCUGGAGGGGUGGGGGGCGGGUGAGGGCGGCGGUCCAGCGGGGACACCCUUACUGUGCUCAAAAGCCGCUGCAAACAUAGCAAUAAAA